UUAACGAAACUAGGGGUUCCAAUUGCUCGAAACGGAGGAACAAAGUAACGGAGGAAGAUGACUGCUCCCUUGAUGUUGCAGGAGGAAUUCGACAACCUACCAGGGAUAGAAAAUGUAGGUGGUAAUUCUGCCAAUAUUGGGAGGAAGAGGGAAAAUGUAGAAAGAACGGCAGGACGUGGAGAGCCAGAAUCAUCGACAAAAACUAUGGAAACUGUGGUUAAAUUGGAGAAUUUGGAGCAUUGUAAGAGCAAGCGUUUUGAAUUGUCCGUGGAGCUUGAGAAGAGCAAACCGGAGUGCACUAAAUUCAAGGUUAAAUUGGUGGAGGUAGAGGAAACUAGAAAGACUGCUGCUAAAGUUGAACCAGAGGAAUGGAACAAGUGUUCCGAUUUGGAGAGUCGAACUCUGAGGGUGGAAAAUGAAAAUUCAACAAAGAGAUGUGUCAUCUCGAAUUUGGAAAGCUUAGUCCAGAGGAAUGGAAAGGAAAGUUCAACAUUAAGAUGCGUAGAAUUGCGUAAUUUUGAAAAGAUAGAGUCAGAAGCUUGGGGUUUGCAGAAUGAAGUUACCCAAGCUGGUGAAAAUCACAACACGAGCAAACCUAAUGCUGAAACCAGCAGUGGAGGGAGGAAGGAUUCUCAUGUGUUUGAGUUGAAAACCGAAGAGAAUGUGCUGAAUGCGCAUGGCAUCAAUAAACAUCAUGAAUCAGAGUCUGAGUUUCACAACUACUCUGCUGUGAAAAUCCAUUCUGGAAGUCUGCAUUUAUCAAGUUUAGGUGAGAAGGUUGAAGAAGGGGAGGGUUGGGGCUGUUCGGAGGAGAGACCAUCUCAACAUGGAUUAUCAUCUCAAGAUCAUCUACAAAUGAGUACGAAGGCCUUUGUGAACUUGGUCUCAGAUGACAGUGGUGAAUGUCUUGACGAAUAUGAAGAUUCUGAUAGUUCAGGUUCUCUUGGGACCCUUAUGGACAUGAUGGCGACGAAAUAUUGGAAUAGGAAGGAAGGCAAAGAAAUGAAAUGGAAGUUUGAGGCUGAUAUGCUUUCCUCAUUUGAAGAGGAACCUGAGCUAUGUAUGAAAGCUGUAUGUGCUCUCUAUCAACAGCAUAUAUCCAAAGACGAAAUGUCAGCUGAUGGGUUGUUCCAUUACAGUGAUGCGCUCAGGGCUACCACUUUGGCCAAAUUUCUAAUGGAUGGGGCCUGUGGAGGUGACCUUAAGAAGUCUCUGAAAGAGUUGGAGAAAUUUGAUUCUAAAGGGGUGGAAGACUGCAAGAAGCUGGCUACAAGCUACUCGAAGCAGUUAUUCAGAAUCUACCAAAACAGAAAAGAUCCUAAUUUCCUUCUAGCUACAACUGACAGCCAUGAGGAUCAAACUGCUAAGUGAUAGAUUCUUGUGUCAUUCUUGUGUUGCAACCUAAAGAAAAGUAAGCCGCCAUAGGCCUUUAGCCUUCUCCUCAUUUACCCAUAGUGCUGAUUUUGCUUCCAAGUCCACAAUUUGAAGCUGCUCAGCUCUUUUAAGUCGUUUGGGAAAGUUCCCUUCAAAUCCCAAGGGAAUCGUCCAAUGAGACUUUUACUUCUUCAGUCCAACGAAAUCCAUGGAGUGAAGGUUUUGCUGCAUACUUACCAGGAUGACCAGCAGCGCGGGACUUGAGUGGUUUUGUAGACUUAUUCUGGGACAGAAUCACAGUAGGUACGGUGGUCAAAAUAGAGGACGAACAUGAUGAUUGUCUAUUAUACCUGGGUCGGUAUGAGGCAGGCAAGAUUCUUGCAUUUUGUUAACUGCAUUGCUGCUGCAGUUGUAGAGUUUUAAGGUAGCCUCUUGGAUGGAGCUCAAUUUUUUUUAUGCUGGGAGCAUGUGAAAAAGGACAUUGUAGGUGACUUGAGAAUCCUUUUGAAUGAGUUAGCACAGGAUGUAGUCACCACAUAGGCCAAUUAUAUUGAUGGACUCAAAUAGUAAGGAAAAAACCCCUAACUGAAUUACCCCUUUAACAACAAGCAAGCACUUGCAAAUUGUAUGUGUGAUAUCUGGCAAUAUGAAAGUGCCACCGGAGAGUCCGGUCCGAUUCAGGUGCCUAUGCAGAACAACUUCAUCUCAAUGUGGCAUGAAAGUGCCAUUGGUUGUGUGCAAAAUCUUGUUUAUUACAGCAGUAGAAAGAAAUAUUUUUACAGCUCCUCAGUAAUAAAAAAUGCUCCUUGUAUGAAAACGAGGCAAAGAGGUAAGGGUUAUAAUAGACAAAAGCCCUUCAUUUCUAGGGCAAAAUCAGGACUUCUUGUGGGGAAAAUGGAGACUCAUGAGGCAGCUGCUGGUGGUGAUGGCGAUGAACAGCAGAUUUGCAGAAGAAACAGUGUGAAAUAUGGGAAAUGCAAGAACGUUAGUGGUGAUAAUCCUUACAGAUUUUGUGAUUUUCAUUACAUAAUUCUUACUGAUUUUUUGACAAACGGUACUUCUUUCAUCAAUUCAAAAUCAAUUAAACAUCCAACCAAGAAGUAUAAGACGAAGAAGGAGAUGGAGAUGCAGAAGAAGAAAAUGGAGAUGGAUAAGAAGAGGAAGAAUAAGAUGGAGAUGGAGAAGAAGAAAAUGGAGAGGGAGAUGAAGAAGAAGGAUAGGGAGACGAAGGAGAAGGAGAUGGAGAAGAAGAAUCUGCCUCCAGAUGAACAGCGUUGUCGUCACACAAGUGGCAAGGCAUGUAGAUGCAAGAAUUUUAGGAUGGGUCAUGGUGAUGAUGAUGAUGAUGAUAGUGUUCCUAAGAGGAGACACUGUGGAAAACAUUACAAUUAUUAUUUUAAUUAUAGGAGGAAUCAUAAAAGGAGAAGUGGAGAUGGUUCAGGUUCUAGAGCUGCUACUGGUCCUAUACAAGAAACUAGGGUCUCAAAAAGGAGGAAGAAGGUACCGGAGGAGGAGGAAGAUGACUGCUCCUUGAAAUUCAACCACCUACUAGCGAUACAAUUGUAGGUGGUGGUUCUCCCAAUAUUGGGUCUGGAGAAGUAGAAUCAUUGACAGGAAUUAGGGAAACUGUGGUUAAAUUGAAGAGUUUGGAGCAUAAUAAGAGCAAACCGGAGUGCACUAAACUCAAGGUUAAAUUGGUGGAGGUAGAAGAAACUAGAAAGACUGCUGCUAAAGUUGAACCAGAGGAAUGGAACAAGUGUUCUGAUUUGGAGAGUCUGAAUUCUGAGGGUGGAAAAUGAAAAUUCAACAAAGAGAUGUGUCAUCUCGAAUUUGGAAAGCUUAGUCCAGAGGAAUGGAAAGGAAAGUUCAACAUUACGAUGCGUCAGAAGUUUGGGGUUGGCAGAAAGAAGUUACCCAAAGUGGUGAAAAGCACAACACGAGCAAACCUAAUGCUGAAACCAGCAUUGGAGGGAGGAAGAUUCUCAUGUGUUUGAAUUGAAAACCAAAGAGAAUGUGCUGAAUGUGCAGGGAAUUGGCAUCAAUAAACAUAAGGAAUCAGAGUUUGAAUUUCACAAUCACUCUGCUGUGAACAUUGCUUCCGGAAGUCUACAUUUAUCAAGUGCGGGUAUAAAGGCUGAACAAGGGGAGGGUAGGGGCUGUUCGGAGGAGAGACCAUCUCAACAUGAAUCAUCAUCUCGAGAUCAUCUGGAAAUGUGUACAAGGAUUUUGUGAACUUGGUCUCAGAUGACAGUGAUGAAUGUCUUGACGAAUCUGAAGAUUCCAAAAGUUCAGGUUUUCUUGGGACCCUAGUGGACAUGAUGGCAAUGAAAUAUAGGAAUAGGAACGAAGACAAUGAAAUGAAAUGGAAGUUUGAAGCUGAUAUGCUUUCUUCACUUGAAGAGGAACCUGAUCUCUGUAUGAAAGCUGUAUGUGUUCUCUAUCGACAGCAUAUAUCCCAAGACAAAAUAUCAAACAAUGGGUUGUUCCAUUACAGCGACGUGCACAGGGGAACUACUUUGGCCAAGUUUCUAACUGAUGGGGCCUGCGAAGGUGAGCUAAAGAAGUCUGUGAAAGAGUUGGAGAUAUUUGAUUCCCAAGGGGUUAAAGACUGCAAGAGGCUGGCCACAAGCUACUCAAAGCAGUUAUUCAGUAUCUACCAAAGCAGAAAAGAUCCUUAUUUCCUUCCUGCUACAACUGCCAGCCAUGGAGAUCAAAUCGCUAAGUGAUAGAUUGUUGUGUAAGUGGCCUUCACAUUUUGCACUAGGCAUUGCAAUCUUGCAUCUCCUUUUAACCUCCUCGCAUGCUGUACAUAUAUGAAAGUGAAAACUGGUUGAUGUACCAAAUGGCACAUUGGAUGUGUAUCGACUCUCCAAUGUAAUAAGCGAUAAUCUAGGAAGUGAUAUUUUGGUAGUUACUCAGAUAACGAAAUGUGUAAAAUCCAGUUACUGAGAUUAAAGGAUUGCCCCAUUUUAUUUUA
Molecule: messenger RNA, 4351 nt
Organism: Papaver somniferum (opium poppy)
Lineage: Eukaryota; Viridiplantae; Streptophyta; Magnoliopsida; Ranunculales; Papaveraceae
Exons: 7
Coding region: 58-1371 (437 amino acids)
Source: RefSeq, a predicted model, not a curated record